AUGGACACACGGUUCAUUGGCGCUGAGGAAGGCCCCUUUCUGGUAUUGAGCGACAGCACCCUCCAGCACCUGCUCUUCACCUCUGGGAGGGGGAAAUCCUACGGGGUGGAGCCCGUCAUGGGUGGCUACGCGAUCGUCAGCCCGGGAGCUACGUUAGUCGUACUGGAGGCGUCCAGCCAGUCCACUACGUCUUUUCCUGUCCAGCACCCAGGCUCGUACAAUUGGAUCGCCGGUGUUAGGGACGAUUACGGUCUCGGGUCGUUUGAGCUCCAGGAGCAGACCAUCAUGAGCCUCCAAGCCCGCCAAGAUGAAUGGCCUACGCCCCCGUACCUCGUCGACCAGCUCUACAAGCAGAACAACUGUCACUUCCGCCCUGAGGUUGCGGAGAAGGCUAUCGGCCUCCUUGUUGGUCGCGCGCUGAAGACCAUGAGACGACAACAGCCGGGCAAGUUCCAAGUCCUGGUGAUAUGCUCCUGGAACUCUACGGACGACAAAUGUUCACCAGGAGAUGCACGCCGCGGCGGAGCUUUGCCGGGCUACCAUAGUCUCGGAGUUGGGGUCAUUGGCCGCCAGGGCUUCCGCCGCCAGUUCUUCAAUGACGGUGACCUGGAAAACGUGGUACGCAACCACGCUGGGUCCAUUGGGCUGAACUUGAUUCAGCGCUUGACGCAGCCCCAGCACUACAACCAGGGCGGCUUUUACAUGGACAUCAAGCUCUGCUUCACUGUCACCUUUGACCAACUGCGUGCGUACGUGGCCGCAGACUGGCAAGCGGAGCAACAGGAUGAGUGCAGGAAGUUUGGCCUGCCGGAGUCUCCGCCAUUCCAGCCCCCAUCGGAGUACCUUCUGAUGGGCAUCGGCCAGCGAGGGGAUCACAUCUUCCAGGGCAUCAUCUACGGACAGCCCAAGCAUCCCCUGCUCCUCCAGGCCAUCAAGCACUCCUUUUCGCGCCGCAUCUUGUCUUGC
Symbiodinium sp. CCMP2456 is the source of this 966-nucleotide messenger RNA. The record is from the annotation of a GenBank genome assembly. Lineage: Eukaryota; Dinophyceae; Suessiales; Symbiodiniaceae.